AUGGAUAAAAAAUUUGCCUUGUUAAUCGGGUUUAUUGCCUUAUUUUUUAUCAAUAUCAUCUUCAUCAUAUACUACACUGACGCUCCCAAGAUUAAUUUCAAUCUUCUCUCCCGCACUAAAAAAAUUGAGCAAGUUCAUAUAGCCCUUGGGAGCACUGAAAACUCAAUGAAUAUUAUGUGAGUCAUGAAAGACGACCCAGAAAACUGCUGGGUUGACAUUGAAGGAAUUAAGGUAAAUUUUACCAUGAAAAGUCCUUUAGAAUAUUUUGGAAACACAGGGAAGCAUUAUAAACGAUUUUUCUACACAGCGAUAAUAAAUGACUUAAUCCCUGGCCAUCACUAUAGCUAUCAAGUUAUCUGCAUUUAUCAAGAAACUCUUACAUAUUCUGCAAAAUUUGUGUUUAAAGGCCCUCCAGACAAAGACAGCAAGAUUACUGCUAUUUCUUUUGGAGAUUUUCAAACAAAUUCAUACCCAGAUCCUGCUGAUAAUUACUCAAAAUCAAAGCGAGCUAAUAUUUUGUCCCAUCUCUUGCAAGAAUCUAAAUCAUUAGACUGGUAUGAUUUGCUGCUGCACUCUGGAGAUAUCAGCUAUGACUUGUGGUCUUACAAUGGGCUUAUGGCUGACCAUUAUAUGCAGUCAAUUGAGUAUUUCGCAGCAAGGUUUCCUUAUAUGACAGUCCCUGGCAACCAUGAGAGCUAUACAAAUUUUACCCACUACAAGGCACUAUUUAAACCUAUUGGAGAAGGUCUUUAUUAUAGCUUUAAUUUAGGUCAGGCUCAUUUUCUUAUGAUUGACUCAGAAAGCUUUGUAGGGAGGUUUCACACCCAAAAAAUGCUUGACGACCAAAUGGACUUUAUAAAAAGCGACUUAGAAAACAACCAACAGAGAUGGACUGUUAUAAUAAGCCAUAGACCUAUUUAUUGCAGCCCAAAUCCUGACUGUCGAGUUUGUAUGUCAGCUUGCACACAAUAUUGCCACGUCUUAUCAAAGUAUCUAGAAGAUUUACUAAUAGAAUAUCAUGUAGAUCUAUAUAUAGCAGGAGAUGUGCACCUAUAUGAAAGGACGCUGCCUGUCUAUAAAAAUGAGACUAUGCAAUAUGGGAAAAAUAUUUUUGAAAACCCGCCAGCUCCUAUAUAUAUUGUUAAUGGGGUUGGGGGAAGUUUUGACAGAGAAGAUGACCCGUCACGUGCUACUGAAGAGCCAAUGGUGUGGAGCGUAUCAAUAGACGAAUGCUUGGGAUAUGGAAAAUUGAUAAUACACAAUGCGACACACUUGCAAUGGACUCAGUAUGGGAUUGGGAAAACUUUGAGUGAUCCGCCUGAUUUUGUGGAAAGUGCGAAGCCUAGGAAAAUAGAUGAGUUUUUUAUAAUAAAAAAUAAGUAA
Blepharisma stoltei is the source of this 1383-nucleotide messenger RNA. The record is from the annotation of a GenBank genome assembly. Lineage: Eukaryota; Ciliophora; Heterotrichea; Heterotrichida; Blepharismidae.